AUGACUCUCUUACGAGGCUGGCUCGCCCAGAAUAUCGAACAGUCUCUGGCAGAGGCAUUGAUUUGGCUAAAGUCAACGCAAGUCGUAAAUCAAAAUGUCGACAAGUCUCACAGUCAAUUUUCUUAUGAGCAGGAAAAACUUACCAUAAAGCUCCAAAAGCCCGGAUUGAUCCAAAUAAUCGGUAGCACCAAAGUACGGAAUUCUCUUCAAUUUAUGACAGUGUCUGAUGGUACCACCGAGAUUGCAGCAAUAUUUCAGCAAGACUUUUUGAAGAGCUUUUUGGAAAAGAACAAAAGAGCACUUGAGGGGCUAAUAGGAGAGGUACUAGCAGCGGGGGAAUGCCAAUUGCAAAUCUCUGGCUCGGCUCGUGCCUUAGAAUUCGGAGGGACUACUGCUAGCACACUGCUUACAAUGAAAGAGCUCUUAAAUCCAAACGAUUGCGACAACGACUUUCACUCAAAUCUCGAACCCAGAUCUCCACAUUUCUCUCCACCUUUAUACUCUUCGAAAUUUGCGACACAGAUUUCUGAAUCCCGAAAAGAAAAGAAUGUGAUUUCUGGAGUGCAGGUGCCAGACGUUCUACGCGUUAUUCAACGAAACCAAGAGCAAGCCAUCCCAUACACGAGCACUAGGCCUCAACUCAAUGAACCUGGACCAUCACUUGACUCUGCCAAUAUUACGAGUGUAGCACAGCCAGUUUCACCAAAGUCAAGGUCCGCUGCGACAAAUUCGGAGAGAGAUGAUGUAGGAAAUACGACAGAUGCACACAUCCCACGGUUGUCCCCAAAGCGUUCUAUGAAUAAGCAAGAAAUUGGUAGCGAUAGCAUACGAGGGAACAACAAGUCUAGUGCAAGCAAUGCAAGGCUUAUGGUCAAUGAUUCUGCUACUGCGAAUAGACGUAAGGUCUAUCAAAUUGAAGAGACGCACUCAUUCCAGGAUAACUCAACAUUAAUAUCGCGUUCUUAUGAACGGAUUUCUAGAGAACAGAUGAAUAUCUUGAAUCGUGAGGAGUCGUGGUACUCAUCGUCAGAGAAUCAUGAUUCUAUUCCUCUAACAAUUCUGCAAGCCCAGUUGGCACUCCACGAGAAGCGGCUGGUUGCACAGACUUCAGCCUAUCGUAAGAAUAUGAUACAGAGCACCGAAGAUCUUACCUUGGAUCAAGACCGAGAUACUGCCGAAGCAGAAGAUAGUGAAGACGGUGAUGAUAGCCAUCAUGAAAAUGACGUCUUAAAAGGCUCUUACAAAGAUGCUGAAGAAGUCGAGUAUACUUAUGAAUUGUCCCAGUCUCAAAUAAUACAUGACCACGACGAGGGCCAUCAGUCAGAUAGUGCAACGAGUGAUGCGUCUGGGAUUUCUUGGAGCCGGACCCCAGAAGCGGAUCCAAGGCUCAGACAAGUGGCUGAGGAAAACGAUGUUUCCGAUCAAACUUUAGACAAAGGACAUUUGCAGCCUAUUGACAAUGCGAUAAUUAAGAAAGGUGUUGACAUGCCUAGUCAGAAUGAAUCUAACGAGCCAACUUUAGAGGCUUUUCGAAAGCGCAUGGUCAACUCGCCUCCUCCUUCUCCCGCUGUCGCACAAAGCGCACGAACUUCUGCCAUUAAUAUCAGAGUGCCUACAGAAUCAACCUGGAAUCCAGCUAGUAGCCCUUCUGAUGACGAGGAGAUGGAUUUGGAGGUUCCGCAUGUCCUAGGCGAUCAAAUUCAGAGCAGCAAUUUACAUGCAAAUGAACUCCAACAUAUGUCACAACAUUCUCUGCCCGGAACCGCUGGGCAUAUGUGUGUAGUACAAGUCAAAAAGACCCCGAAUCAGAGAAAUCAUCCCAACAAAGAUUUAUCCUCAGAUAUUAUCAUCCCUGGAACUUACACUAGCUCACAAAACGAGCCUGACGAAGACAACUUCUACAUCCCUAAGUCCGGGGUAUUCUCACUACCGCGGCCCCCCAAGUCACCUUCGCCAACGACCGAGGCUUUCAACGAGACGCUUCAAAAUAAGCACGAGCAACAUAAUCUCAAACUUCAACACCUUUGUGACCAACAUAUAUCAUCAUGGUCUAAUAGUAAUAUGAUACGCCAGAUUAUAGCUCACCCUUACUCGCCUCUACAAAUUCCUAAUCUUGAUGGAGCUACUUCUGAUGUCGUCCCACCCUCUACUGAUAGAAGCUCUUCCAUGAACUAUUCGCCUUCAAGCCGAAAGUCUCCAGACCGAAACUAUAACGGGGGCCGUUCCGCAAAACGACGAAGAAUAACAGAUCCUGUUGCUUUAGGCUUCAGUCAAGAAGAAACCUCUUAUAGGGACAGGACUGGAUUGGCAAGAGCCAUCAGGCGAAGGGUCUUGCAAAGCCUACCACCAUCAGAAGAUUCGCGAAUGGCCGAAGAUGAUAUCGAGAAAGACUUACAAAGCCUAGCAUCACCAAAAGAUUCGCGAACUGUCGAGGAUAGUAUCGAGAAGGACUUACCUAGCACAGUAAUCUCUGAAAAGUUUUCUGCAUACAACAAUAGACCUCUCGACCACUUAACAUCGCCUUUAAUGACCGCAAACGACGAUGACACGAGCAGGAAGUCGAUCCUGCCUGACGAGACACAGUCAAGCUCGAGGCAGGUCCAUCAGUCUGAGCAGAAGCCUAUUUCACUUUUUGAGGAGUAUCGCAAGACUUACUCACGGUACGCUGGCAGUAAAAAACAAUUCAUACAAGCACUUGUAUAUCUCGAAUGGCUGGGAACAAUCAGACAACCUCAUGAAGCAUUAUGGGAUGAUUUUGUUCGAUGCUUUGCUCAGGAGUAUUCGAACCAUCUCCGGACCGGUGCAACCAAAAUGACUGGAAUUUUAUUCCACAAGGAAUCAGACAUUGAUGUCGAAUUCUUCCAUCCCACACCGAUUGGUCGAAUAACCACUCAAGAAAGCCUCAAAGCUGCUUUGUCACCCGAAUCUCCUGAUUAUGAUUUGAUUGAAGAUAUUCGUAGAAAAUAUAAAGGCGCUGCAAGACCUGCCUUGCAGCAAUCAAGUGUUCCUAGUAGCGACAAAUCAGAACCUGCAAAGCAACCGUUUAGUGAGCAGAUGGCUAUUGCAGAUACUAACGACACUUUAGUUCCAGGUGUUUCCAAACAGCUUGACAUAGCCGUCCCACAACGGCCUUUCGAAACCACAAACCAAACGCCAUUAUUUUCAAAUACAGACUUCACGCCUAGGAGGCAAGAAAAGGGGCUGACCGUUCCAAGAACGGAAACGUCAAUGUCGCGGUCAAAGGCACCUAAAAUGCUUGAGACUGUAGCGGCAUCAACGAGCGCUUUGAAAGAGCCUGAAAAAGUUGCCCCACGACGGUUUUUCGAAACCUCAAGUCAAUUGCAAUUAUCUUCAGAUCUAGGUUCUUUGCCUCGUGAUAGUCUCCCGUCCACUCAAAAGCUGGCUUCACCGAUGAAUUCGCCUAGAACACCGAAUGGUCAAUCAAUUCAAUCUAAAGCUAUUGAGUUGGCACCUCCGAUUUGGAAAGAGGCCUCUUUCAUUAUGAGUGAAAAGAUGUCUUCCACAGAGCGCAGACCACAAGAUCGUUCAUCAAAGCCAUCACUGGAGAGAUCAAUACACCCACUCUCUUCACACAGCAAGUCUAUGGCAGCCUUAAAUAAACCAGAAAAGGUUACGGACUGGCUUAAGAAUCAGGAACAACCCAUGAAUAUUGAAAAGCCUCCAAAGUUAACUUCAACCACACAAGCAUUCAAGGGAAAGUGGGAAUUCGGCAAGUAUCUAGCACAAAAACGACGGGAGAGUGCCCACCGUCCUCCAAGAUUGACACCGAGGACUAGUUUUAGCUUAAAAUCUAGAUCUAGCAGUGGCAGUAAUGGCUCGCCCAUGUAG
Sclerotinia borealis F-4128 is the source of this 3849-nucleotide messenger RNA. The record is from the annotation of a GenBank genome assembly. Lineage: Eukaryota; Fungi; Ascomycota; Leotiomycetes; Helotiales; Sclerotiniaceae.